Molecule: messenger RNA, 408 nt
Organism: Fonsecaea erecta
Lineage: Eukaryota; Fungi; Ascomycota; Eurotiomycetes; Chaetothyriales; Herpotrichiellaceae
Exons: 2
Coding region: 1-408 (135 amino acids)
Source: RefSeq, a predicted model, not a curated record
AUGUUCGAGAAGAUGGAGAGCGGGCUGUUCCCCGACGCCGUCACUCGCGAUAUCAGAGAGGUUGAGUGCACCUGGUGGACGGGCCCGGAGAUGAACGUUAACGCAAAGUACCCGGGUACAUCCUGGCCGUAUCGUAAGAGCACCGGGUUCGACGGGGCCAUCAAGAGCGUGAUGUAUGACGUGGACAUGAUCGAGAUCAGAUCGGUCAUGACGAUCAGGAACACGAAGACGCACGUCACCGCGAGGAGGUACACGAACGACCUCGGGGACUCGUCCGCGGCAGAGUUCGGGAACGAGGGCAGGGCCACCAACAGCAUGGUGAAGGCGAUUCUGGGCGUCUGCGUAGGCAUCGUGGUGGAUCUCAUGCUAGCAGGCUGCUACUUCGCGGGCGGCAGUAAACGCCCAUGA